This is a messenger RNA of Fraxinus pennsylvanica, 1482 nucleotides long. The record is from the annotation of a GenBank genome assembly. Lineage: Eukaryota; Viridiplantae; Streptophyta; Magnoliopsida; Lamiales; Oleaceae.
AUGAUUUCCCGUUGCACGUUUGUCUUCUUAUUUUUUGUACUUGGCAAGCAUUUUCUCGUCGAUGGCCUCGGCUGCAAUUGGGGAACUCGCGCCACGCACCCUCUCCCUGGUAAUAUAGUCGUCAAGCUGAUGAAAGACAAUGGAUUUAACAAAGUGAAGCUAUUCGAAGCUGAUCCCCUGGCUUUGCGGGCUCUUGGGAGAUCCGGAAUCCAAGUCAUGGUCGGGAUUCCCAACGACAUGUUAGCAUCUUUGGCCGGUAGUGUUUCGGCUGCUGAGGAAUGGGUGUCGCGAAAUGUUUCUUACUAUAUAUCCAACAGGGGAGUGGACAUAAGGUAUGUUGCUGUUGGAAAUGAACCAUUUCUCAAGACUUACAACAAUCAAUUUACAAGAACAGCAUUUCCAGCACUUCAGAAUGUCCAGGCUGCACUGAUUAAAGCCGGCUUAGGCCGGGAUGUCAAGGCUACAAUUCCACUCAAUGCAGAUGUCUACGAAACAGAUGCCGGAGUUCCCUCUGGCGGAGAUUUUAGAGCUGAUAUCCGUGACCUCAUGAUAUCUAUCGUCAAAUUCCUAGAUAACAAUGGCGCGCCCUUCACGGUUAACAUUUACCCUUUUCUUAGCCUUUACGCCGAUUCCCAUUUUCCUGUUGAAUAUGCCUUCUUUGAUGGCACGUCUUCCCCUGUUGUGGAUGGCUCCAUCACUUAUACCAAUGUCUUUGAUGCCAAUUAUGACACCCUAGUUUCAGCCCUCGAAAAGAAUGGUUUCCCAUCAAUGCCGAUUAUCAUUGGAGAGGUUGGUUGGCCAACAGAUGGGGAUCCUAAUGCGAAAAUAGAAUUUGCACGCAGAUUCAAUCAAGGUCUGCUCAACCGUAUAAGUCGAGGCCAAGGCACCCCAAAAAGACCAAGCCCUCCAGACAUUUACUUCUUUUCUCUCAUUGAUGAAGAUGCUAAGAGCAUUGAUCCGGGCAACUUCGAGCGCCAUUGGGGCAUAUUUUAUUACGACGGUACCAUCAAAUAUACACUAAAUGUGGGAAAUAAUCGAAAUGUAACAGCUGCAAAGGGAGUGCGCUAUUUGGCAAGGAAAUGGUGCAUAAUGGCGCCUGAUGCCAAUACAAUGGAUCCCAAUUUUCCUCAGAGCAUUAAUUUUGCUUGCACCUAUGCAGAUUGCACAAGUCUUGGAUAUGGAUCCUCCUGUGGGGGACUUGACAUUAGGAACAACGCCUCGUAUGCCUUCAACAUGUAUUAUCAGACGAUGAAUCAGCAGAAAGGGGCAUGUGAUCAGUUCCACGGUUUGUCCGUAAUCACAAGAAUCGAUCCUUCAAAUCGAGGAAGUUCUUGUAAAUACGAGAUCAUGAUAGACACAGGUCGACAUGAAAAGGUUGAAAAUCCAGGAACAUCAUCAGCAGGAAAAAUGCAUAUUUCACUAGUCUUUGUAGCAUUUUUUGUGAUUCUCGAGGUUAAUUCGUUUUUGUUUCUGAUUCUGUGA